Molecule: messenger RNA, 4833 nt
Organism: Propithecus coquereli (Coquerel's sifaka)
Lineage: Eukaryota; Metazoa; Chordata; Mammalia; Primates; Indriidae
Gene: ADCY10
Product: adenylate cyclase 10 (soluble)
Exons: 32
Coding region: 1-4833 (1610 amino acids)
Biological process (GO): intracellular signal transduction; cyclic nucleotide biosynthetic process
Cellular component (GO): cytoplasm
Molecular function (GO): adenylate cyclase activity
Source: RefSeq, a predicted model, not a curated record
AUGAACGCUCAACAGGAAGAAUUACGGGACCGGGCCAUCAUCAAAAUAGCAGCUCAUUUACCAGACCUCAUUGUCUAUGGAAAUAUCUCCCCAAAGCGACCCUCUGUGGAUUAUUUUGAUGGAGUCCUGAUGUUUGUUGACAUUUCAGGUUUUACCGCGAUGACUGAGAAGUUCAGCACAGCCAUGUACAUGGACCGCGGGGCUGAGCAGUUGGUGGAGAUCCUCAACUGCUACAUAAGUGCCAUUGUGGAGAAAGUGUUGAUUUAUGGAGGAGACAUCCUAAAGUUUGCAGGUGAUGCACUGCUAGCCAUGUGGAAGGUGGAGCGAAAGCAGCUGAAAAACAUUAUCACGGUGGUAAUUAAAUGUAGCCUGGAGAUCCAUGGAUUAUUUGAGACCCAGGAAUCUGAAGAAGGCCUAGAUAUCCAAGUCAAGAUAGGACUGGCUGCCGGCCACAUCAGCAUGUUGGUCUUUGGAGACGAAACACGCAGCUACUUUCUGGUGAUGGGUCAGACGGUGGAUGAUGUGCGCCGUGCACAGAACAUGGCACAGAUGAACGAUGUCAUCUUGUCACCAAACUGCUGGCAGCUCUGUGACCGGAGCAUGAUUGAAAUCGAGAGGAUUCCAGAUCAGAGAGCAGUUAAGGUUAACUUCUUAAAACCACCUCCCGCUUUUAACUUUGACGAAUUUUUCACCAAGUGUAUGACUUUCAUGGAUUAUUAUCCUUCUGGUGACGACAAAAACCUCCUGAGGCUUGCGUGCAUGCUGGAGUCUGAUCCUCAUCUGGAAUUGUCCCUACAAAAGUACGUGAUGGAAAGCAUUUGGAAGCAGAUUGAUGACAGACAGCUUCUGGGCUAUUUGUCUGAACUUCGCCCAGUGACGAUUGUGUUUGUGAACCUGAUGUUUAAAGACCAAAACAAAGCAGAAGUCAUAGGCUCGGCCAUCCAGGAUGCCUGCAUGCACAUCACUUCUGUCCUGAAGGUCUUCCGAGGCCAAAUCAACAAAGUCUUCAUGUUUGACAAGGGCUGCUCUUUCCUCUGUGUCUUUGGUUUCCCCGGGGAGAAGGCGCAGGAUGAGGUCACUCAUGCUCUGGAAAGUGCUGUGGAUAUAUUUGACUUCUGCUCUCAGGUCCACAAAAUCCACACUGUGUCCAUCGGCGUCGCCAGCGGGAUUGUCUUCUGUGGGAUCGUCGGACAUACCGUGAGACACGAGUACACAGUCAUUGGUCAAAAAGUCAACAUAGCUGCCAGGAUGAUGAUGUCCUACCCAGGAAUUGUGACCUGUGACUCUGUCACCUACAAUGGCAGCAACCUACCAGCUUACUUUUUUAAAGAGCUUCCUAAGAAAGUUAUGAAAGGUGUUGGAGAUUCUGGACCAUACUACCAGUGUUUGGGCCUGAAAGAGAAAGUCAUGUUUGGUAUGGCAUACCUCAUCUGCAAGAGAAAUGAGGGUUACCCCUUGCUGGGACGUGAAAAGGAAAUCAAAUACUUUAGGUGUAUUAUGGAGGAAUUCUUGAUGUCUAACUGCAGCCGAGUCCUAAUGUAUGAAGGAUUAUCAGGAUAUGGAAAAAGCCAAAUACUUAUGGAAAUUAAGUAUCUGGCCCAAGGUGAGAACCACAGGACUGUUGCCAUUGCCUUGACUAAGAUCAGCUUCUGUGAAACUUUUUAUACCAUCCAGAUAUUUAUGGCCAGUGUACUAGGUCUGGAUACUUGUAAACAUUAUAAAGAACGGCAGUCCAACCUCCAAAAUAAAGUCAAGACACUGUUGGAUGAAAAGUUUUACUGUCUUCUUAAUGACAUUUUCCAUGUCCAGUUCCCUAUUUCACGAGAGAUUUCCAGAAUGAGCACCUUGAGAAAGCAAAAGCAAUUGGAAGCAUUGUUUAUGAAGAUCUUGGAGCAAACAGUGAAAGAGGAAAAGAUUAUUUUCAUCAUUGACGAGGCCCAGUUUGUGGAUUCGACCUCCUGGGCCUUUAUAGAGAAGCUAAUUCGGAACGUUCCUAUCUUCAUCAUUAUGUCGCUGGCUCCCUUCCUCGGCAACCCCUGUGCAGCGGCCCAUGCCAUACUGAAGAACAGGAACACCACGUAUGUCACCCUCGGGGCGGUACAGCCUAAGGACAUCCACAACAAGGUUUGUCUAGACCUCAAUGUGAGCAGCAUCCCCAAAGAACUGGACUUGUACCUGGUGGAGGGAAGCUGUGGGAUUCCAUAUUACUGUGAAGAAUUGCUAAAAAACCUGGACCACCACAAUGUUUUCAUUUUCCAACAAAUGGAGCCUGAGGAAAAGACAAAUAUGACCUGGAAUAACCUGUUCAAGAAUUUCACUAAGCCAACAGAGGAAUUAAAAACAUUUACUUUCCCUAAUGAGGAGGGAAUUAAAGCAGUCUGUAAUCUUGUAAGUGGUGUCAGACUGAAAAACCUGUCACCCCCAGCAUCAUUAAAAGAAAUCUCUCUGGUCCAGCUGGAUAGCAUGAGCCUUUCCCACCAAAUGUUGGUGAGAUGUGCAGCCAUCAUUGGCCUGACCUUCACUACCGAGUUGUUAUUUGAGAUUCUCCCUUGUUGGAACAUGAAGAUGAUGAUCCACGCCCUGGCACGCCUAGUGGAAUCUAACGUUUUCGAUUGUUUCCGGAGUGGCAAGGAUCUUCGAAUGGCGCUGAAACAGAACGUGGCCUCAUUUAAGGUGCAUUAUCGCUCCUUGUCUCUGAAGCCCAGUGAAGGGACGGCUCAGGGCGAAACUGAAGAGCUUCAUGAACUGGAAAGCGAGGUGAUCGAGUGCCACAUCAUUCGAUUCUGUAAGCCUGUGAUGCAGAAAACAGCCUCUGAGCUGUGGCUCAAAGACCAGAAGAAAGCCAUGCACUUGAAAUGUGCCCGCUUUUUAGAAGAAAAUGCCCACAAAUGUGACUACUGCAGAAACGGGGACUUCAUUCCCUAUCACCACUUCAUGGUGAACAUUCGGCUCAACACGUUGGACAUGGAUACCAUUAGGAAGAUGGCUAAGUCCUGUGGAUUUAAAGCUGAAGAAGAGAUUGCCAUUUCCAAAACAGAGUUUCCUAAGAAAUCUGAGUUAUUUCUGGAAAAUAUCAGUCCAGAACAAAUAAGAGAAAAGAUCUUGAAUUUCUUUGACAUUAUGAUAACAAAAAUGAGGACAUCUGAGGAUGACAUCAUCCCUCUGGAAUCUUGCCAGUGUGAGGAAAUCCUAGAGAUUGUCAUUUUGCCUCUGGCCUACCAUUUUCUGGCUUUGGGAGAAAACAACAAAGCCUUAUAUUACUUCUUAGAAAUUGCAUCUGCUUAUCUCAUCUUGGGUGAUAACUAUAUGGCAUACUGUUAUUUGAAUGAGGGAGAGAGGUUGCUGAAAAUUCUCAAGAAAGAAAAAUCUUGGAAUCAGACAUUUGAGUCUGCCACCUUUUAUAGCCUCAAAGGUGAGGUCUGUUUCAAUAUGGGCCAGAUGGUGCUUGCCAAGAAAAUGCUGCGGAAGGCACUGAAGCUCCUCAACCGAAUCUUUCCUCACAGCUUAAUCUCCGUGUUUCUCCAUACCCAUGUUGAGAAAAACAGACACUCUCAUUAUUUGAGUCAGCAGGCCCAAGAGAACGCCCCUCCAGGGAAGAAGAGGCUAGCACAACUUUACCGGCAAACCACCUGCUUCUCCUUGCUGUGGCAGAUCUAUAGCUUAAAUUAUUUUUUUCAUUACAAGUACUAUGGCCGCCUGGCAGCUAUGAUGCAAGUGAAUACCGCACUGGAAACUCAAAACGAUUUCCAGAUCAUUAAGGCUUACCUGGACUAUUCGCUGUACCACCACCUGGAUGGCUGCCAGGACGUGUGGUUCAAAUACGAAGUCCUGGCCAUGGAGCAGAUCUUCGACAUCCCCCUGAAAGGCGAGGGCAUUGAAAUCGUGGCAUAUGUGGCCGAUACACUGAGCUACAUCAAGCUCUUAAUGGGACACCUGGACUUGGCCAUUGAGUUAGGCUUUCGAGCCUGUAAGAUACGGGCACAGCUCUGGAAUCCCAACAAGUACUAUACGGUCCUCUGCAGACUUAGCAAAUCUCUCUUCUUGAAAUGCAGAUACAAGCAGUUGAUCCAGGUGCUGGGGUGGCUGUGGGAUCUUUCCGUAGAAGAAGAACACAUCAUCAGCAGGGCGUUUUUCUAUUUUGUCUGCUUGGACAUCAUGCUUUAUUCUGGCUUUGUUUAUAGACCAUUUGAAGAAUGUUUGGAUUUCAUAGCCCAAAAUGAAGACAAUGAAAUCCUCAAGUUCCAAAGUGGACUCCUCCUGGGACUUUAUUCGUCUGUAGCUAUCUGGUAUGGUAGACUUCAGGAUUGGGACAACUUUCACGUAUUUUUCAAUAGAGCUAAACAUCUAGUGCCAAGAAGAACUCCAACAGUUCUUUAUUGCCAAGGAAUUUCCAGGUACAUGGAGGGGCAAGUUCUCCACCUUCAAAAACAAAUUGAAGAACAGACUCAGAAUGCCCAGGAGAACGGUGUUGAGAUGCUCAAGAACUUGGAGAAUCUGGCAGCUCAAAAUACCACUGGCCCUGUUUUCUACCCGAGGCUCUACCACCUGAUGGCCUAUGUCUGUUUACUAAUGGGAGAUGGGCAUGACUGUGACUUCUUCCUGAACACAGCCUUGCAGCUCUCCGAAACACAGGGGAAUGUGCUGGAGCAAUGCUGGCUGAACAUGAGCAAAGAACGGUGGUACUCAAACUCCGAGCUCACAGGAACCCACUGGCUUCAAAUAGUCCACAGUCUCCCAUCAUGGGACGGAAUUUUAUCAGGCAAGGUAAACAUUCAGGAUGUUCAAAAAAACAAAUUCCUGAUGAGAGUUAAUAUCUUGGACAAUCCUUUCUAA